Molecule: messenger RNA, 1154 nt
Organism: Cladocopium goreaui
Lineage: Eukaryota; Dinophyceae; Suessiales; Symbiodiniaceae
Source: the annotation of a GenBank genome assembly
UCACCAAUCCACCUCAUCGUUGAUUGCUGUUUUGACGCCAUGGGGAACUACGACUUCUAUACGCUGGCAGUGAGUCUGAUGAUCUUAGCACUUCAGAUCCACAAUCCAUUCCAAGAUCGGAGGGAAUGCAAGGAGAGCCUGCCGAGGCCGGACUCUAAGGCAUCCAUUCCAUCUGCACGAGGUGACCCUUCCAGUGGGCCACCCUACCGACGCAGAGAGGCGCAACCUGUGGCUUCAAAUGGGCUCUCCACAGAUGCCCUGCUUAGAGAGUUGGAUUCCAUACAGGACAAGGCCAAGGAGCAGCAGGCCACCCUGGCAGCAGCUGGGCGUAUGCCGCCGCCGAGCCCCAUCCUACAGCACCUCAAAGAGUCUGAGGCCGACUUGAGCCAGACGGAGGUGCCGAGGCAGGUGAGAUCUCAGGCGCCACCACAGGUGCAGCUGCCACCUCAGGCUCCUCCACAGCCCGCGCAGGCUGCUGCACAGGCUUUAGUGCGACGCCGAGAUGACUUGGGACAGCUACUUCAGGCGCAGAUGCCCCGUGGGCUCGGAGUCCUGUUGGGCGUUGGCCGGGGCGACUUUGCCAUCCGCCUUCUGCGCGACUGGUCCUCUGCCCAUGGCUUGUAUUUGGUGGAUCCCUUCAUCCACCAGUGGCGAGGCUAUGAUGACCCUGCCAACUUGCAGGACAAUGAGCACCAGAUGGUCUUCGAGGAUCUUCGCAAUCGUCUCGAGCCAUAUGAGGGGCGCUACGUUUUGGUACGUGACUUUUCCUACUCCUUCGCAGAGGUCUACCGGAAAGCGGAGCAGACCCCGGGUGUGGCGACGUUCAUUUAUAUUGAUGCCAACCAUGCCGAGGAGGAGGUAACAAGAGAUUUGGAGCUCUGGUGGCCUAUCUUGGCUUCUGGGGGUCUCAUGUCAGGCAGCACAUAUAUGGAUGAUGCUGCUCGCAAGAUCCAGGUGCGCAGCGCGGUGGAUCGAUUUGCAAGCCAACGGCAGCUGCAGGUGAUCACCACCACUGAUGACAUGCCACCAUCCUGGUUCAUCGUGAAACCCUGAGUGCCGAUGAGCCACUGGGUCUCCAUUGUGACAUCGGCCAAAGACCAACGGGACUACAUAGGACACACCAGGACCAUGCCAAGGCUUCCAAGGGUCCUUUG